AGUUUGGGGGCAGGGAGGCAACCGCCCCAAGAACUCUCUCCGGGAUGGGAGCCACCCGCCUGCUGCCCAACCUCACUCUGUGCUUGCAGCUUCUGAUUCUCUGCUGUCAAACUCAGGGGGAGAGUCACCCGUCUCCUAAUUUUAACCAGUACGUGAGGGACCAGGGUGCCAUGACCGACCAGCUGAGCAGGCGGCAGAUCCGUGAGUACCAGCUCUACAGCCGGACCAGUGGCAAACACGUGCAGGUCACCGGGCGUCGCAUCUCCGCCACUGCUGAGGAUGGCAACAAGUUUGCCAAGCUCAUCGUGGAGACGGACACGUUUGGAAGCCGGGUGCGCAUCAAGGGCGCCGAGAGCGAGAAGUACAUCUGCAUGAACAAGAGGGGCAAGCUCAUCGGGAAGCCCAGUGGGAAGAGCAAAGACUGCGUGUUCACUGAGAUUGUGCUGGAGAACAACUACACGGCCUUCCAGAAUGCCCGGCACGAGGGCUGGUUCAUGGCCUUCACGCGGCAGGGUCGGCCGCGCCAGGCCUCCCGCAGCCGCCAGAACCAGCGAGAGGCCCACUUCAUCAAGCGUCUCUACCAGGGCCAGCUGCCCUUUCCCAACCACGCAGAGAGGCAGAAGCAGUUCGAGUUUGUGGGCUCAGCCCCCACCCGCCGGACCAAGCGCACUCGGAGGCCACAGCCCGUGACAUAGUCGGGGACGCCCCGGGGGCAGCGCCCCUCACCAGCCUUCCCGUCCCCUCCUCUU
Molecule: messenger RNA, 749 nt
Organism: Ceratotherium simum simum (southern white rhinoceros)
Lineage: Eukaryota; Metazoa; Chordata; Mammalia; Perissodactyla; Rhinocerotidae
Gene: FGF17
Product: fibroblast growth factor 17
Molecular function (GO): growth factor activity
Source: RefSeq, a predicted model, not a curated record